AUGGGGGCUUGUGGAUCUAGCACAUGUUUGACCACGCUCAGGACGCUGCGCCCAUCACCCAUCCACCUGCCUAACCUGUUGACACUGAGAGCAACGGGUGAUAGGCUGCAGGCUGUGUCCCGUGGUCUGGGGGUCACAGCGGGACGUGAGGUAACCAUGACCCAACUUCAAGUCCCUCUCCAUUGUCCUGCCACUGCCAGCCAGAGGGCAGCAGCUCUCCACUGCCUCAGUAACCUGGUGCGAGUGUUCCGCCGCUCUCAUGGCCUGUGGAGUGGACAGGGAGUGGGUGAAUGGGUAAUAUCCACCACUACGGGGUCAGAGAUCACUGUGCGAGCUGCAGGCAUGUUYCCGAGCUGCCUUCGCUUUGAUGGUAGGAUCAGAGCCCAGGUCUCCAUCUCCGGCCAACUCCUCUCCUUGACCUCUGGUGGCUCCAACAAGCCGGCCCAUGCCGCUGCACCAUCAGCGAGUGAUCAGACCAAGAGUUAUUUUCCUUGCAAAACCUCUGUGAUAAGUAGACAACCCAGUCGAGCACAGAAGCUCUGGAAGAAGAGCCCCAAGCACAAACAUUGUCACAACGCCAACAAGCUGUGCAUGGUCCCAGAGAUGCUCCUCGUGRACACCCUGUGCAGAUUUGUGUACGCCAUCUACCCCCUGAAGGACUURUCUCCGUGGAUAGAGGAGGUUAUUSAAAAACGUAUAGAGCUGACAUGGCAACUGUUCCUCCUGGUCCAAGAGGCCUUGGCAAAAGCUACGAAGACCAGAGCCCUACAAAGAGCACUGAGAAGGCUUUCAGAGCCUAACCAAAACCAUGGUCCACUGGAGCUCCGGCUAGGAGACCUGCUCUACAGCAACUUUGAGAAGGACUUCCCUUCACAGCGCCCUCUGGUGCCAGAGGCCUUCCUGGGMGACCACCAGCUCUGCUUGGAAGUGUCUGUCAUGGUGAGCAGGGUGCUCCUACAGCACUGGACCCCCAGGAUAACUUUCUCCCCUGACUGUGAGGUGCAGGACAUUAGUCCCAGACUGAGGCGUCACAGCGGGAGCCUCACUCGCCACUGGUCCUCGAUGGACAAUCUCAGCGAGUUUGCUGAUGAAGGUGAUGAGGAGCAGUGCUCUGUGGAAGCUGACGGAAAGCAGGAGAAAAAAGGACUGCAGAGUUUUUUUUCGCAGAGUUUGGAAUUCAUUGAAGCAAUCCGCCAUCUGUGGCUGUCUGCGCUCUAA
Messenger RNA from Salvelinus sp. IW2-2015, 1218 nucleotides. RefSeq lists its product as uncharacterized. The transcript has 5 exons. NCBI's taxonomy places the organism in Eukaryota, Metazoa, Chordata, Actinopteri, Salmoniformes, Salmonidae. The record is from RefSeq and is a predicted model, not a curated record. The coding region runs from base 1 to 1218 and encodes 405 amino acids.